Molecule: messenger RNA, 474 nt
Organism: Angiostrongylus costaricensis
Lineage: Eukaryota; Metazoa; Nematoda; Chromadorea; Rhabditida; Metastrongylidae
Source: the annotation of a GenBank genome assembly
AUGAGGAGAGAUGAAAGUGUCGUGGAUUUCAACAAUUUAGUUAAACUCACUUUUGGCGACACCGCAGUCUACGAUCCAGAGAACAGAUUAGUCGCAAUCCGUUAUCUACAUGACACACUACCGUCGAAUAUCCAAAGUGUUUUUCACAUUCUUCCGAAAGCGAUCGAAGACAGUGACGACGAAGUUAGAAAACUGAUGGUUGAAAUGUGCUCUACCUUGCUCACAACGAAAGAAUACGCAGCUGACACAGCAGUAGAACUGCAGGAAUGGAUAGAGGUAUUGUCACGCUACGUGCUAGCAAAUGAAGUACCAACUGGCGUAAAAGGGAACUACCGAGUGAAAUUCCCCAUUGGAGUGGUGCUCCUUUUUCUGGAUUCGAUUGGGUGCGACUACGAGCAUCCACAUCGCAACAACCUUGGACCAUCGACUCCAAUGGAGCGUGCUCUGAAGAAGGCGAAGGCGCCAAAACGUUAA